Molecule: messenger RNA, 444 nt
Organism: Symbiodinium necroappetens
Lineage: Eukaryota; Dinophyceae; Suessiales; Symbiodiniaceae
Source: the annotation of a GenBank genome assembly
AUGGCAGCACUGACCACCACCGACGGUCCUUUCGAUUGCGGUGAUGAGCCGUACAUGAUGAUGGAGGAAGUCCUUCACAACAACCUGGGCCACAAAGGUCCGCACCAGGGCUCCGAGGGCAUCCUCUACAAGGCUGUGGAGUACUACCGGAACCUGCACCGUGACGUGCAAGUCCAUCUCCACACGGAUUCGCUCUACAACCCCUGGAAUGUUUUCGCCAAUGGCCUGAACGGCCGCUUCGGCGUUUUCAACCAGCUCUCGGGGCAUCCUUUGGAUGUGACCUUCAGGUUCACCGACUUGACCGGCAAACCGCUGAUCCUCAAGUCGCUCAGCCUUUCCAUCUACGACAUGGACAGGGAUCAGAAUCCCGGUGAAGGCGUUGAAAACGUGACGCCUGUGACGACAGUCCACCGGGUCUAUCGAACCAGCGAUACUCUGGUCCAG